Molecule: messenger RNA, 465 nt
Organism: Protomyces lactucae-debilis
Lineage: Eukaryota; Fungi; Ascomycota; Taphrinomycetes; Taphrinales; Protomycetaceae
Exons: 2
Coding region: 176-436 (86 amino acids)
Source: RefSeq, a predicted model, not a curated record
CACUACUGCUGCUAUAGCUGCUACUUCCUCUACUGCUACUACUUUGUCUAUUUGCUUGUUGUUGCCUGCACGUGUCUGCUCUGCUCUACGCUACUGCUGCUAGUAGUCUGCUGCUGUCUACUGCUACAAGAGAGUAUAGAGAGCACAGCUAGAAGAGAGAGCAACAGAGGACAUCAUGCCAGUCCCAUUCGAGGCACUCCUCCCUUUCGGCAUCAUCAUCGGCAUGUACACAGCAGCAGGUGGUCUACUCGGCGCAACAAAGACCCUCUCCAACGAGGGCAAGGCACACAGAUACAACCUCGACGUCUGGGAGCGGCAGAUGAUGGAGCGCGAUCGGCGCCUCACAGGGACACUCAGAGGUCAGUCGGCGAGUCCAAAGGCAGACCCGGCGUUUGCUGUCAAUUCGCAGUGGAAGAUUGAGAAGCGUAUGUACUAGGAGAGUGAUGACAUUGAGUUUGCUGCUUA